This is a messenger RNA of Dentiscutata heterogama, 766 nucleotides long. The record is from the annotation of a GenBank genome assembly. Lineage: Eukaryota; Fungi; Glomeromycota; Glomeromycetes; Diversisporales; Gigasporaceae.
AUGACGCACCAAAAACACUCCGAUUAUACUCCCAAUUUACGAGGAAGUUAUGACAGGCCUGGAGGGUCAACUGAUGUGGCUAAUCAUACAGCCGGUGCCAUCCAAACUGUAGGAGAUGCAAUUACUCCAUUCAUUCCCCUAUUCAACAUGGUUACGAGCAUACUUAAUCAAAUGGUACAAAUCUAUGAUAAUGCAAAAUGUAAUAAAAAAAUAUGUGCUGCUUUAUUAGAUCGUGUUGAAAUUGCACAAACUGCCGUCAAAUCAUUGCAACGUAAAUAUCAGGCAAAUGAAAAAAAUUUCAGAAAUCAGGAUUAUUAUCAUGCUUGGGUUAGAUUUGUUAAUGUUUUGGAGAAUAUUAGGAAAUUUACUAAAGAAGUUACGCAAUUGUCAUAUAUUCAAAAGGUUAUAAAUGCUAACGUUGUUAAAGAGGCUUUUGAAAAAAAUAUUAAAGAAUUUGAAGAAGUUUGUAGUGAUUUAAACUUUACCAUGGCUAUGUACAAUAAUGAACAAAGAGAACAGGAGGCAAAAAAUGUAGCAGAAGAUCUUGAAAUUUUGAAAAAGUCAAUGGACGACAUGAAGGAUGAAAUUAAGGCUGAAAUUAGGUUAGCAAUAACGGAAGUUACUACGUUGAUAUCAAACGCAAAUGCUCCCGCUGAUAAAAUGGUACCUCUGAUCGAUGAGUACAAAGCUCCCAGUGUAGAUCCAAGUGAAUUACAAGAUCCAUUUUCUUCUAUCGAUAAUGUUCGUGGAACUAAUAAAACUAUCU